This is a messenger RNA of Podarcis lilfordi (Lilford's wall lizard), 21712 nucleotides long. NCBI's taxonomy places the organism in Eukaryota, Metazoa, Chordata, Lepidosauria, Squamata, Lacertidae. The record is from the annotation of a GenBank genome assembly.
AUGGAGCGCUGGAAGGGCCGCGUGGCGCUGGUGACGGGCGCCUCGGUGGGCAUCGGCGCGGCGGUGGCGCGGGCGCUGGUGCAGCACGGCAUGACGGCGGUGGGCUGCGCCCGGAGCGUGGACAAGAUCGAGGUAGCCCGGGAAGGGAGGAGAGGAGGAAAGGGGGAAGGGGAGAGAGAGCAAGAGGAGGAGUGGGGAAGAGGAGAGGAAGGGAGGAAGGAAAGGGGGAUGGAGAGAGAGAGAAAGGAGAGGAGAAAGGGAGGGAGAGAGGAAGGGGAAGAGGAGAAGGAAGGAAGGAAGGAAGGAAGGAAGGAAGGAAGGAAGGAAGGAGAGGGGAAAAGGAAGAAGGAAUGGGAAAAGGGGGGAAAGGAAGAGAGAGAGAGAGAGAGAGAGAGAGAGAGAGAGAGAGAGAAGGAAGAACCGGAAAAGAGAGAAAGAACGAAGGACGGAAAAAGGGGAAGAGGAAAAGAGAAGGAAGGGAAAAAAGGAAAGAGAAAUGGGAGGGGAGAGAAAAAGAAAGGAUGAAAGGAAGAAGGGAAGAAGAGGAAAUGAGAGAAGGAAAGAGAGCAAAUAAAUGGAGAGAGAAGGAAUGGGAAGUAGGAGAGGAAGGAAGGAAAAGAGGGGGAGAAAGGGAUGGGGAGAAAGAGGAAGAAAAGAGAGAUAGAGGGGGAAAGGGAAGGAAAACUGGGGAGGAAAGGGAAAGGAGGGAAGGAGGAGGCGCAAGGAGAAUGGAUGAAAGGAGGAAGGAAACGGGAAGGGGGAAAAUAGGGAUAGGAGGAGGGAGAGGCUUAGGGGAAGAGAGGCAACCCAGGGGAGGGAGAAAUGGAAGUGGGGGGGGGGGGAGAAGGGAUAAGGACACUUUUGGAAAAGGAGUAAAGAAGAAAGAGGAUCGGAGAUAAGGAAAGAGGGGAAGGUGUGUGGGGAGAAAUGGGUGCAGUUUUCGCGAAGGGAAGGUAUUUUAACCAGGCCUUUUAAUAAACUGGAUGGAAUUGUGUUGAGAAGGGACAGGCUGAGAGAGGGGAGGGGGGGCUUACGGGUGGUGGGGAUUUUUUUUGGGGGUGCGGGGGGUCUUCCUUAUUGGUUCUCUCAGAAGGGGAAGAAGACUCUAAAGUAUGUGGGGAAACCUCUGCCUGACCUCUCCCCGCCCCCCUUUCUCUCCAUCGCCCUCUUUCUCUUCGCUGCUCCCGCAUUCAUUCAUUCAUUCCGCAGACAAUGCUCAGAACACAUGGCGUGGAGGGCGGGCGAGAUUCUGCCUGGCUUGGAUCUGUUUACUGAGCGGGGACGGGGGGGGUGGGGAGAUGCGUGUGUUGAAUUGGUGGAUGAGGGGGAGCUGCGUGUAGCAAGGGAGGGGGGCAAGCCGGCGCCGUUGGGGUGCAAAAAGUAGAAAGGGGUGGGUGAUCGGGGCGCGUAUUUUCCAUUAACUGAACAGAUGGGGCGGAAUGGAAGGCAGAGGCGUCUCUGCUUGCAAGGGGUGCCCCCAAAGCGGCCCUUCUUUCUCCUUUGUUGGGGUGUGUGUGAAUGGGUUAUAAAGUGCAAAAACCAACCCCCCCUGUACUUUUAGCCUUUUCCAGAAGAAGGUGUUCUCUGUGUGUGGUUUUCUUUAAAUUGAAAAUUCAAUCUCCCAGUGUUAGAAGAGUUUCUCAUCAAAAGGAUUGUACCUACCAGUCACACCUUUUUUCCUGGUUUCUAAGAUGAAGACACCUUUUUAUAUUGCCGGGCUAUAUAAAGUCCCGUUUCACUUUUUCCAAAGAUCAUCUCGACACUGGAAGAAUUAGUUUCGGUUGAAUGACGGCAUUGACUUUUCGCAGAAAGCUUAUAGGCAAUGCCAUUUCCUUAAAUCCAUCUUAUCUAUCUGCCUGCCUGCCUGUCUGUCUGUCCGGAGAGAUAGCUUUUGAAUUUAUUUCAGGCCCCAUCAGCACUUUACAUUUAAAACAGCGUUAUCUCACUUUUAAGCAGUCGCGGCUUCCUCUCAAAGAAUCCUGGCCACUGUAGUUUGUUAAGGAUGCCAGGUCCAUGGCAGAGAAUCUGCUUUGCACGCAGAAGGUGGCAGCUUAAAUUCCUGGCAUAUCAAAUGAGAAAGACCCCGGCUGAAGCCCUAGAGCUGCCAGCCAGUGUAGGUAAGAGAUGGGGAAUUCCACCUGUCCCAGGUGGCAUGGUUAAUGGUGGAAAUUGUAGUCUAGGAGGAUCUUUUGCAGGGCCACAGGUUCCCCAACCCUGUUCCAGUAUUCUUCAAGUUUCCUUGUUGGACUGCAACUCCCUUCCUUCUGGGCUGUUGGCUGGCUGUGGACCAUGGGAGGUGUAGUCCAGCAACCUGGGGCUCCCGAGGUUCGAAGAACGCUAGCCUAGAUUAUGUGGAAGCAGAAGGACUUAUUUUGAGCCAGCUCAAAGUGGAAACUAGUGUGCCAACGACUCCCAGCCCCCAGCUUCCUAUCCUCAGUGGGGCAGACCCAGAGUGUCUUAAAAAGGCUGGAGGAGUCCCUGUUUAGCUGGCGGUUCUGCAAUCUCUUGGAAAAAUCAGAUAGAAUCUCUGAGGGCAAAGUGUGCAAAAGAUUCAAAGGUUGCAGGUUUCAAGCAAUUGCACGGUUUAUUUGCGUUUGGAAGAAGGGAGUAAAUAUUGGCAUUUCCACAGUGUUCUCUGUGUGUGUGUAAUACUUUGGGACUGAGGCUCUAAAAAGUUAAAUUGGGGAACUCAGUGCCACAAAGUGUGGUGAUGGUCCCCAAAGUAAGGUCAGUUUACAGGUUUUUGUUUUGAAACCAGGGAUGGGGGACUCCUGACCCUCCAGAUGUUUAUGGACUACAACUUCCAUCUUUCCUUACCGUUGUUCAGAUUGGCUGGGGCUGAUGGGGCCUGUAGUCUGACAACACCUGGAAGGCAGUGGGGAAGGUUGAUGUCUAGAUUGCUUCUGAACUAGGCGACUGGUUUCUCUGUCUGAGCCUCUGUAGCCUUGUCACCCUACUCAGUCUGCCCCAGUGGCAGUCUGAUCCUGCUGGACUCCCUGAAAUUGUGGGUCUCCUUCCCUGCAGAGGUGUUGACUGACACCUUCAUUAUACAGCUUCCAGCUUUUGACACUUGAGGUGUAUAUUUUAAGGACCCACCUUGUUUUUGUUGCCUUAAGUUGUUUUAAGGCUGCUUUAUUGUCAUCACCUGCCCUGAUUCAUUGGAAAUUUUUAAGUAGAGGCUGGAUGGCCACCUGUCAGGGAUUCUUCAGCUGGGAUUCCUGCAUUGCACGGGGUUGGACUAGAUGACCCCAUGGUUUCCUUCCAAAUCCACAGGUCUAUGAUUCAGUAAUAAUAAUAAUGGUAAUAAUUUCACAGUACAGAUACAGUAACCACCAGUCCACACAUCUUAAGUUAAACAUAUGUUAAUAUAAACCCUCCAAAUAGGGUAUUGGCACAAAACUGAUGUCUCACUAAAUGUGCCUCACCUUACCUGCUUAGAACAACAAGACUUUACAUCCGUUGUAGGUUUAAAGGUUAAAAAAAUAAAUCACAAUAAUUUCAGUGCCUCUCAAAUGGAGUGAAUGUACAAGCCGGUUAAAAUGCCAGAUCCUUGUUGGCAUAAAGUUAAUGGCACACCCUUUUGCUGUGUGUGGCUGCGUGCGAUGAGAAUGCAGGGGAAAGAUUCAUGCAUAUAUUUCCGCCUUCUGUACAAGAUGUGCAGGAGCCCCCUUGGAAAUAUGGAAAUAAAGUUGGUGCUCUGUUAUGAGGUGGUUGUGGCAAGCUCCUCAAACACCAGUAUCCGUGUCAAUGUAACCAGGCCGAUAUUCCCGAUAAAUUGCCAGCAGUUUAUUAAUAACCCAACCCAGGUGGGUGAAUGGGUUGCCUGCAGCCAACAAUGUGUGUCCAAAAUGAUUUCCAAUAUGUUGUUCCUCUUUUCCCAGUGUUCAACAUUCUUAUGGGUCCAUUUUUUAAAAUUAUUCUGUAUCCUUAUAUCCCACAUUUCCUCUAGGGAGCUCAAAGUUGUUCUGCCCCUCCCCAUUUCAUCUUCACAACAACCCUGUGGGGUAGAGCAGGUCGAAAGCCCCCAACCAUUACAUCCCACUUGUCCUUUCAUUCAACCAGCCCAGUGUUCUGCUUGCAGCAGUGUGGUGUAGUGGUUAGAGUGGCAGUCGUGAGGUGGGGCGGCGGGGGGGGUGGAGACUUGAAACUGAAUCCUGAUACCACUGCAAAAAGUCAUUGGGUGUCCCAUUCACUGUUUUUCAGCUGAACCUACCUUGCAGGGAGGCAGAGUAGAAGCAGAACUGUGCCUCUGGGCUUUCCACGCCCCACCUCCACCACCAAUCCGUGUGUGUGUGUGUGUGUGUGUGUGUGUAUAUAUAUAUAUAUAUAUAUAUAUAUAUAUAUGUAUUUUUCGCUCUAUAAGACACACCAGACCAUAAGACACACCUAGUUUUUGGAGGAGGAAAACAAGAAUCUCAGAAGCCAGAACAACAAGAGGGAUCGCUGCGCAGCGAAAGCAGCGAUCCCUCUUGCUGUUCGGGCUUCUGGGAUAGCUUCGCAGCCUGCAUUCGCUCCAUAAGACGCACACACAUUUCCCCUUACUUUUUAGGAGGGAAAAAGUGAGUCUUAUAGAGCAAAAAAUACAGUAUACACACACACACACACACACUUCUAAUGAUCCAAAUCCUUUAUUAUUUUAUUCACAUAAUAUACAUUCUUUACAACAAACAACUCCAAAAUAAACAGACAACUCCAAAAUAAAAUCCUUGUCAUUAUAUGGGCAAUGGAAAGCAAGCAAACAAACAAAACCAACCCAGGAGAUUGCAAGUGUUUCUGCACUGCAGUUGGCUUAGCUUUCGGGAAGGGAUGGCGAUCCUCUUUCAUCCCGAGGGCUGCAUUACUUUCUGGACAAUCCCCCCAAGGCAAAUUCCCCUUUUAGCUUCUACAACCUGCCACCUUUCUGCAUUCUCCAUCUGGACGAGCAAAGGGCAUAGAAUUAUUGAAUCAUGGAAUUGUCGAGUUGGAAAGGACCACAAGGAUCAUCUAGUCCAACCCUCUCUUGCCUAACGUGGGGCUCGAACUCACGACUGAGAUUAAGUCUCACUCUCUACCAACUGAGCAUGACCAGAACAGCGUUCGAAACUCAGAUAUAUAAGCUAAUCUCCAAACGACCCCUUAAAACUAGCUUAUGGUCACCACAGCACAAUGUCUAGGCGCCAUUUUUUUGCUGUGAAAUUUGUUGUUGCUGCUAGUAUUUCAUUUAUAUUUUAAAGAAAAAAUCUCAAAGCAGUUUACAGCACAUUCAGCAUCAAAGAAAGCGAUCCAGAAUAAAACAAAGGGAAAUAUUUCAAAUCUUUCUCUAAGCAAGGUGCGGUUUUCACCAUUUUGUGGUUUGCCUCAGGGGCCAAAAUGUCUUGGGGCGGCCCUGCAGGAAGGCAAAAACACAAAAAGAGAUUUCUGGCGAGGAGGUUUGGCUUGAGAGGGGCUUUGGCUUGGGAAGAGUUCUGAGGGCCAGACAGAAAGGCAUUUGGCCCUCAGGCCUCAGAUACCCCAUCUGUGUUUGAAAGUGUUUUCUAGGGUAGGGAUGGCAAAAUAUCAACUUCACCCACCCUGGGUCUUCACUGACAGCAAGGGCUUCCUGUUUGAGCUGAGAUUUGGCCUGCUCCAUGACAACAUUCCUAAUUUAUUGUGUCCCUUUGACUGUGUUUCCUGGCUUUGCCCCUCCAGGCUGCAUCCAAACUACGAGCCCUGGGCUCCCUUUUGCAGAUACAGUAGUACCUCGAGUUAAAUACGCUUCAGGUUAAAUACGCUUCAGGUUACAGACUCCGCUAACCCAGAAAUAGUGCUUCAGGUUAAGAACUUUGCUUCAGAAUGAGAACAGAAAUCGUGCUGCGACGGUGCGGCAGCAGCGGGAGGCCACAUUAGCUAAAGUGGUGCUUCAGGUUAAGAACAGUUUCAGGUUAAGAACAGACCUCCGGAACGAAUUAAGUACUUAACCCAAGGUACCACUGCAUAUUCUUUUGUAGAUAUGUUAUUGCAGAGGAAUGCUAUAUCUUUCACUUGGCGUUGGGCACUCCUGUCUCAGAGGUCAGCAUCCAGUGUAUAUUUAGCUCUCAGUGUGCACGCCCAAGUAGACGUGGGCGUUAUCAGCCGGUGCUGUAAUCCUGUCUUGCAAGGUAAUCAACCCUGGGUUGGGCCGGGCUUGGGGGAUAAGGUAUCUUGCAAAGCCAGGCACCAAAGAGAGCGAUGCUUAUCAGUCACUGUCUCUGCGUGGCGUUGGUGUGUCACCCAGGGCUUGAAGGUUGGAAGGUUCAGGACCAUCAGAAAAGCAAGUACUCCCUCUUCUUCGUCGAUCACUCGUAGCCGAGUAAGAUUGUCUUCCAUAAACAUGGUUUUAACAAUGAGUCCGUAAGUGACUGUGGAGGCCAAUUCUGGAUCCACACGUCCUUCCACAGUGGGGACAUAGGUUUCCGGGUGGGAGUUGAUCACGGUGAGGAACCUUGCCAAGUGUGCCUUCCUCUUAGCUCGUUUCUCCCUUUUGUCCUGAGUUCGAGCAUCUUCAAAGUCCACGACACCUUUGGUAAAGGCUGUUCUCCAACUGGAGCGCUCGCAGGCCAGUGUUUCCCAAUUGUUGGUGUUUAUACCACAUUUUGAAAGAUUUGUCUUGAGAGAGACUUUAAACUUCUUUUGUUGACCACCAGCAUUACGCUUUCCAUUUUUAAGUUCGGAAUAGAGUAGUUGCUUUGGAAGACGAUAAUCAGGCAUCCGAACAAUGUGACCAGUCCAACAAAGUUGAUGUUGAAGAAUCAUUGCUUCGACACUGGUGAUCUUUGCUUCUUCCAGUGCACUGGUAUUAGUUUGCCUGUCUUCCCAGGUGAUGUGUAAAAAUUUUCGGAGACAUCACUAAUGGCAUCUCAGCCUGGAUAUCUCAAUUGGUUAGAGCAUGGGGCUGAGAAUGCCAAGGUUGCAGGUUCGAUCCCUGUGUGGGACAGCUGCAUAUUCGGGUUGGACUAGAUGACCCUUGAGGUCUUUUCCAAUGCUACACUUCUAUGUGUCUAUUUGAUGUUCAAUGGGGAUGUUCUUAUGUUCUGCUGGUUUUGUCCCUUGUAGAAUUGCAGUGAAAUGAAGCCCUCUCUCUGCAUGACUGAGAGAGAUCUGGGCAUAGACCGAAUGUAUAAUUGACCUCAGCAUCUUCUUCCAAAUCUGGUUGCUAUGAGAAAUAGCUGGCAGCAAGGAAGCCUCACUUCUCUAUCGGAAGCCUCAUAAAUCAACCUGCCUGUGGGUGUCACCCAUUUGUGUUCUUUUUCUUUUAUUCAAAAGGGGUGUUCGCUUCUCUCUGGAAAACUGUUUUGCAGUCCCAAUUGGAAUGUUGUAUACACCCCCACCUUGAAAAAAACCUUUAAAAAGGAUGAUGCAAUGCUGGAAAAGGUGCGGAAAAAAGCAACCAAAAUGAUUGGCGAGGAGGGGAGGGUUGGAGUGCCACCUGAGCUCUGGAGAAAGAGCAUAAGAACCUUGGAAGAGUCGUGCAUAUGGGUCAGGCCAAAGCGGAGCCCCCCUGACCCAGCAUCCUGUCCUCACUGUGGCCAAGCAGAUUUCCCUGGAGGGAAAACUCAAAGCAGGUCCUGAGUGCGAGAACAGCUUCUCUCCACUUGCAAUCCUCAGCAACUGGUAGACACGCCUCCUAGUCAUAGCUGUCAACUUACAGAUUUGAAAAUAAGGGACCAGCAGCCUCGAAAAUAAGGGAUCAGCAGCCAAAAUAAGGGAUUUUAGUCAACCAGCUGAAAUACGAAGUUAAAAGGGACCAGAUAAUUUUGGAGAGAAGUCCCGGUUUUUGGCCCUUCAUUUCCAGAGGUUGCUGCUCAAGACACCAGCCGAUGAAACACUGCAAUUAAAUAACUACAACCAGCAACCACUUUUCGCGUAAAACGAAGUCCAAGCUACGAAGAUGCUGCUGCAGUUCUGUAUCUUUUCUCUUGUGGUCCAUCUGCAGCUCUCAGUUCCAUCAAGCGGGGUGAGAGGAAGAGAGGGGGGGAAAAUAGCGCCCGAAGUAAAGCCGCAGAUCAGACCAUCUAUGCUAGUCUACCACUACAAAUCUAUGGGAGAAGUGCUUGCCGUCCUUCUUCUGCUUUCCCCCUCUAUGGUUAGCCCUUGGAACACCUGCCCGCACCUCCGCCUCCUCCUCCACUCUCUGAACUGCUUUCUCUAUGGUUGUCCUCACUCUCCUCUCAAGGCUCCUGAGCAAUUCAUAGGCCAUGCCAGGCUGCCCAUCUCAUCCGGGUCCUUCGGUGGCGCAGUCGCAGUAUGGCCGAGCGGCAGUGGUGGCGAUGGGCAGAGGGGAGGUCCCAGGCAGAGACACUCAGUUUGGGGGCCGCGAGGAGGAUGGCGGCGGAAGGGCCUGAGGCUCCUGUCAGUCCCGGCGGGGAGAGGCUCCCGGGGGCUGAGGCUGGUGAGAGGAGGCCGGAGGGGGGCGGGCUGGGCAGCCAAGCAACACAGUUGGAGCCUCCCUCCUCCCUGGCCGGCAGGGAGGAAGGGAGAGGAGCUGCUUCCUUUGAAACCCAGGAAAUUUAAGGGACAUCAUCAAUAAGGGACAGCAGCGGGACACAGCGCUGGGAUAAGGGAGUUUCCCGCCAAAUAAGGGACGGUUGACAGCUAUGCCCCCAGUCCCCAUGCCAUGCCCCUCACUGGCACUGGCCAUAAGUGUGUGGCUGGAAAAGUCCUUGGAAUUGUGUCUCAGAAUUGUGCCUCUUUCUUCCCUGGAUGGAAGAUGGAGAGGGUGUGUGUGCAGAAGCUAGCCUGCUUUGCAAAUAUGACAUUUGCAUUCAUCUCUCCACCCACUUUUGCGGCUGGCCCCGCCCACCCCAGCAUGCGGCCCCUGGAAAGUUGCCUAGACUGAAUGCGGCCCUCAGUCUGAAAAAGUUCCCCGUCUCUGAUCGUUUCGCAGCGACAUUGGUUAUGAACGGGUUACUCUGCCUGCAUUGCAUUGGCGAGCUUAUCCCAUCUUUCUAACUUAAUGAGUUCUAGGAACCACUCUCUUUUAAAGUUUGAGAUUAUGUUUUCCUUCUCUUUUUCUUCCGUUCCUCAGAGAACCUGGCCAAGGCAGUCUUUGCAGAGAUUAGCAAACUCAUUUAAUAAUCUGCAGCUGUUUGGAAUCUCGCCUUCAAUAAGAUUAAAUCGGAUUAAUAAUGGGUUUCAAUGCCCCCUUCAGGAAUUACGUGUUCGAUGUCAAGGAAAUGCAUCAUCAGUGAGGCUGAGCAUGCUAGUCCUUCUUUUGUUGAUGUUCAGAUGAACCUCCAGCUCCUGGGCAUUGGGAACCUUGCGUUACAGAUAGGCUUGACUGUGCUUAACCGUUCUGGGUAUAAAAUGAGACACAGGAAAGCUCUUUAUACCAAGUUAGACCACUGGCCCAUCUAGCUCCAUAUAUUGUCUACACUGGUUGGCAGCAGCUUUCCAGGGUUUCAGCGAGGGGUCUCUCCUAGCCCUGCCUGGAGAUGCUGGGGAUUGAACCUCCUGCAUGCAAAGCAGUUGCCCUUCCAUUGAGCUCUUGUCCUUCACCUAAAAAUAAGUUAAGAUUCUAGUCCUCAUGCCAGUCCGGAAUCAAAUAGGAAAGUAGGGGGCCACUGCCUUAGUUGGCCCAUUAGCCCAUUUAAGCCCUCCAUUGUCUACACUAUUGUCUAGUGAUGUAUGGAAGUGAGAACUGGACCAUAAAGAAGGCUGAUCACCGAAGAAUUGAUGCUUUUGAAUUAUGGUGCUGGAGGAGACUCUUGAGAGUCCCAUGGACUGCAAGAAGAUCAAACCUCUCCAUUCUUAAGGAAAUCAGCCCUGAGUGCUCACCGGAAGGACAGAUCCUGAAGCUGAGGCUCCAAUACUUUGGCCACCUCAUGAGAAGAGAAGACUCCCUGGAAAAGACCCUGAUGUUGGGAAAGAUGGAGGGCACAAGGAGAAGGGGACGACAGAGGACGAGAUGGCUGGAGAGUGUUCUCGAAGCUACCAGCAUGAGUUUGACCAAACUGCGGGAGGCAGUGGAAGACAGGAGUGCCUGGCGCGCUCUGGUCCAUGGGGUCACGAAGAGUCGGACACGACUAAACAACAACAACAUUGUUUACACAAACUCGCAGGAGCUCUUCAUGGUUUACUUGGAGAUGGCUGGGAUUGAACCCAGAACCUUCUGCAUGCAAGGCAGAUGGACUACCCACUGAUAAUAAGAAUUAAUUUAUUUUUUUUAUUCUCCACCCAUCAGACUGGGUUGCCCCAACUACUCUGGGCAGCUUCAACAAAAUACAGAGGGAAAGGUGGGGGGAAAUCAAACAUUAAAAGCUUCCUGAAACAGGGCUGCCUUUAUAUGUCUAUGAAAAGUUAUAUAGUUGUUUAACUCUUUGACAUCUGCUGGGAGGGCGUGCCACAGGGCGGGUGCCACUACCGAGAAGGCCCUCUGCCUGGUUCCCUGUAACUUUAAUUCUCGCAGUGAAGGAACCGCCAGAAGGCCCUCAGCACUGGACCUCAGUAUCUGGACUGACAGAUUGGGGUGGAGACACUCCUUCAGGUAUACUGGGCCAAGGCAGUUUAGGGCUUUAAAGGUCAGCACCAGCACACUGAAUUGUGCUCAGAAACGUACUGGGAGCCAAUGUAGAUCCUUUAGGACCAGUGUUACAUGGUCCCAGCGGCUGCUCCCAGUCACCAGUCUGGCAGCCGCGUUCUGGAUUUUGUUGUAAUUUCCAAGUCACCUUGAAAGGUAGACCCAUGUUGAGUUCAUUGCAGUACAGUGGUACCUCGGGUUAAGUACUUAAUUCGUUCUGGAGGUCCGUUCUUAACCUGAAACUGUUCUAAACCUGAAGCACCACUUUAGCUAAUGGGGCCUCCUGCUGCUGCCGUGCCGCCGGAGCACGAUUUUUGUUCUCAUCCUGAAGCAAAGUUCUUAACCUGAGGUACUAUUUCUGGGUCAGCGGAGUCUGUAACCUGAAGCGUAUGUAACCUGAAGCGUAUGUAACCCGAGGUACCACUAUAGUCCAAACAAGAGAUAACCAAAGCAUGCACCACUCUGGCAAGACAGUCUGCAGGCAGAUAGGUGGGGCCUCAUCCAUACCUUUAGAGCCACAGUCCUUUUGCUGUUUGACCCACCACUAGGUUUCCAUGCCACCGAAAUGCCAAUAGCGACAUUGCUUUGUGCCAUCGAUUCCUGACCGCCAAAGUGGCAUAGUAAAAACAACAAAUUGCUUAGAUCUGCUUCUUUAUUUUUAGCAUGCCAGCAGUCAAAAACCAGAGCCCAUUUCCCAAUCAAAGCAGUUUCUCAUUGCUGAGGGGUUCUCUCUCCCCCCGCCCCCCGUGCAAGGUAUAACCACCGUGUGAAUAAUUUUAAAUUCUCCCCUUCCUUAAAUGCAAUUUGAUCGCUACCCUUUGACAUCCAUCUUCCUUAUUCAAAUGAUGCUCAGAAAAAAGAGAGAGGAAAGGCUCUGUCAGUUAGAGCUCAAACCUUCGCCUUACCUCGCCUGAGGAUUGCGCUUCCCCCCCGCCUCUUCUGAAGAGCUUUGAUGCUCACCGGAAGGGACACCCCGUCUCUGACCUGUCAGCCCGGGAGACGGUGACAAGCUUCAGGAGAGCGAGGAAACGUCAUGUGAUGUCUGGAUUCCACAGCCUCCAGCUCUGAGGCACAGAAUCCGGUCAACGUGGGACCUCAGAACCUCAGGGCUGAUCCCCUCCCCUGUCCUGACGAAACAACAAAAAUAACCCAGUGGUUGUUUUGCUGUUAACUGGGGUCAAGGACUUCUUUGAAAUGUGGGAAGGAUGUGUGCAAUAAUGCCCUGAAACGCUUGCCGGCUGGUUUCAUUGAAUGACCUUGAACUGCGAUGAGAGAGGGACGAAAACAGACGUCCACUUUGUCAUCGACAUCGCCAUCAUCUGCACUCCAUGCUCCGGUAACUUCCAGAUUGGACUACUGCAAUGUGAUCCAUGUGGGGCUGCCCUUGAAGGCGACUCGGAAACUUCAGUUGCUUCAAAAUGCAGCAGCCAGAUUGCUGCUUUCAGAUCUCAUAGAAAAGCUCUGCUUUAAAACAGCUGCACUGGUGGCCAGUUUGCUUCUGGGGCCAACACAAGGUGCUCACAGUGUUUCAAGCCCUAAAUGACUCAGGCCCCAAAUACCUGAAAGACUGCCUCCUUCCCUACAGACCUUCCUGGGAGCUAAGACUGGCAGGGGGUGCCCUCUUUGUUGUUCAACCACCCUCACAAGCUCAGGGGGUGGUGACCCAGGACAGGGUCUUCUCUGUGGCAGCCCCUAAAUUGCGGAACUCCUUCCCCACAGAGUUGCGUCUUCAUUGCACAGCUUCUGGCGAACACUGAAGACGCACCUCUUUAUAACAGUGACACGAGGUGUAUAUUUUUAGGACGCCACCUUAUUUCUGUAAUUUUAAGUUGUGAAGCCCUCCUAUAGCUAGUGCUCAAGGAUGUGUUCCAAGACGGUGCACUAACCCAGAGGAAGCUUUCAUGCGCCAUCCAUGAGGCACUUCCACCCUUCCCCUUGUCAGCUCUGGGCUGGAACUGAGGAGAGUCAAGGUCAAAGGCAGCCUGUCUGGGAGAAACUUUGAUGUCUUCUGAGUUGUCACCUGAGGCAGUGAUGGCUGCCUGGCUUGUGACUGAGCAAAUUGUGUGUGUGUGUGUGUGUGUGUGUGUGUGUGAGAGAGAGAGAGAGAGAGAGAGAGAGAGGAGGGAAAGGUCAGCCAAUUGCCCUUCUCUUUUUCAUACAUUGUUUUCAUCCCAGAAUCUCUCUUUCUGUCAACUCCUUUUCUUGCCUUUGCUUGUCUUGCUGCCAUGGCCUUGUUCAAUCACCAUUAGUCAACCUGUGGCCCUCUGGAUGUUCUUAGGCUCCCAUCAAACCUUGCAGCAGACAUGGGUAGUGGUCAGCCAUGAUGAUACCUGUGGUCCAGGGUUUCCCAAGCUUGGGUCUUCAGCUGUUUUUGGACUACAAUUCCCAUCAUCCCCUGACCACUGGACUACUAGCUAGGGAUGAUGGGAGCCAUAGUCCAAAAACAGAUGGAGACCCAAGUUUGGGAAACCUUGCAUGGUCCAUCAACAUCUGGAGGGCCCUUGAUCUUCCACCCCUGCCUUUAUCAAUUCCAUUCUGAACUCUUCACCUAUGUCUCUUCUAGAAAUUGGCAGCUGAGUGUCAGAGUGCCGGCUACCCGGGCACCCUCAUCCCGUACAAGUGUGACCUCUCCAUUGAAGAAGAGAUCCUCUCCAUGUUCUCCGCCAUCAAGACCCUCCACCAGGGAGUUGAUGUCUGUAUCAACAAUGCUGGCUUGGCCCGGCCAGAGCCCUUGCUCUCUGGCAGGACUGAGGGUUGGAGGACGAUGAUUGACGUGAGUAGAGACCAAUCCAAUCUGUGGUUGUUGCUUUUUUUAAGUGGGUUUGUUGGGUGGAAACCCCUGUUGUCACUUUUCUCUCCCUGGCCUAGAUCCGCACCCACUGUCCUGCGCCUUGAGAGGCAGAAAUAUAGAGAGUGCAAGCACAUUGCUUUUCCAAGGCACCUGUGUGAGUGUCAAUGCCAACAGAACUCACCUGAGCCUUCCAGAGCCCAUAGAGUUGAAAGAGGAAGUGGGGAAAGAGUGUCAUUCUUCCAACUUCCUCCACCAGCUCUAUGUGCUUUUCAAGGGAGAGAAGGGUAGCCACCCGCAAGGGAGCAGGGCGUGAUGGUGGGGAAAACUUUGCAAAGUGAAAAUUUUGCAAAGAUGCUGAGGUGUUAUCUCCUGCUAUGCAGGAGUUAAAGACCAAGCAGUCAUUCAGAUUCACUGUGCAGUUAACUUACAGUACAAUAUGUAACCCGCCUUGAGUCCCAUCCAGGAAAAAGGUGGGGUAUAAAUAAAUUAAUAAAUUAAUUAAUAGUAGUAGUAGUAGUAAUAAUAAUAAUAAUAAUAAUAAUAAUACAAUGGGAUACAUGUCUACUGUAAAAUCUCUUUAUGUUUAAUGGAGCUUACUUCUAGGUAAGUGGAUACAGGAUUGCAGCCUAGACUUUGGCAGUGGGAGAAAGCAGGAUCCUUGUGCCUUUAAUGGCUCAGUGGCAGGCAGAAAUUCACCAGCUUAGAAAUACCUUUUCUAAUAGGGAAAUGCCGUUAUGGGGGAAACUUCCCCUGUUCACAUUCAGUCCGAUAUUUUAUUAUGCUGGUGACCACUGAUUUAUUUUGGUGACCUGCAAAAGACGGCACACAUUCAUAUACGACACAGAGCACAUGUGCAAAUUCUGCAAAUCUUUUGAGAGGGGUUGGAGGGCCCAAUCCACACAUGAUGUACCAGGCCCAGAAGAUCCUUUGGGCAACCGUGUUUGGGGAGUUAAUUUUCAUCAGGAUCGAGGCAUAUGCCAAGGGAAUGUUAAAAAGCCUUCAUGCCUGCAUCUCCCGGCGCUGAUCUUUAUCAACCACCCAAGCAAUUACUUAAAACAAUAAGGAAAAAAAAACACCUUGGUUCACAACUACAACCCUCAAUUAACUUACACAUCUAGUUUUCACUCUAAGGUAUUCCAGCAAAACAGCUAAACCUUAUCAGUUCCUAGGUUUGCAAAUGUUAAAAAAACAAACCACCCCAGUAUUAAAAUGAUAAAAGCUGGCAAUGGAAAGGAAUAGCAUGGUGUUUCCCUAGCCUCAAGAACACUUACCAAAAUGCAAAAGCCUUGACUAAUUUCUAGAUGGCGUUGGGCUUCCCCUGCCUUUCAGGUGAACGUGAUGGCUGUGAGCAUCUGCACCCGGGAGGCCUAUCAGUCCAUGAAGGAGCGAAGCAUCGAUGAUGGCCAUAUUAUUAACAUUAACAGGUGGGCGAAAGCAAAGCGAAGGGAUGGCGCAAUAGCAAUGCCCUUGAGUUAAGUUUUCACGCAAGACGUCUGAAGACGUUUAGACUAGCUUACCCAGAUGCUGGUGUAUUUAUAGUUUAUUGGUGGCUUUAUUUUUUUAAUGUCUUAAAUAGUUGAUUUAGCUGCUUUUGCCAAUAAUUUUAUUGUUUUCUUCUUUUUGUCAAGUGUUUGAUUUUUUGGGUUUUUUUUCUUUUUACACUUAAGCAGUACAGUGGUACCUUGUUUUGCAAACAGUCUGGCUUGCAUAUGUUUUGGAUUAUAAACACGUCAAACCCGGAAGUGCGUGUCCCGGUUUGCAAACUUUUCCAGGAUUACAACCCUUUUUUUUUGGAUUACAAACAAAUUUUUUUUGGAGACCCCAUUGGCAAAAGCGCGCCUUGGGUUACAACCUGUUUUGGUUUACAAACAGACCUCUGGAACAGAUUAUGGUUGUAAACCAAGUUACCACUGUAUAUAAAUUGUAGGGGGGAAAGAUAAAUAAAUGUGUGAAUUACAGUGGCUAAGCUAAAUGCUGUCAAGUUCAGGGCUAGUUUGCCAAACAGGGAGGCACAAUGAGCCAGAGAUUCUGCACACCAAUUUAUAAAGUCAUAACUUUCUGUGGAGUUCGACUUUGUUGUUCUGCAUCAGGGAAUUUUAUUUUCUCCCCCUUUCUGGGUUCCCUUCCAGCAUGAAUGGCCACAGCGUGGUCCCUCAGUCCGUUGUGCAUUUUUACAGCGCCACAAAAUACGCCGUCACGGCGCUGACUGAAGGGCUGAGGCAGGAGCUCAGGGAAGCGAAGACACACAUACGAGCCACGGUGAGUUUAGCUUAUGCCCGCUCUGGGUUCACCAACCUUUACUUAGCGCAUCAGAGUCGGUGCCAUGGGCAUCAGCGGCGCUAACGGUGUGAGACAAAAUGGCUGCUGUGGGCGAGGACAUAGCACAAAAUGGCAUCUGGGCUGGAGGGCGCAAUACAAAAUGGCCGCCGCAUCUGAAAGAGCAGGGGAAGGGCCACAAAACAGUGCAAGCACACUCCUUUCUCCCCAGAAUCAGUGGCCCCAUGAAUGGUGAGGGGAAGACGCCCUCCAGUGGUGUGAAUGGCCGCUCUCUUUGCCUGAGAUCUUGGGAGAGCUGCUGCCCAUCAGAGAAGGCAACACUGCACUAAAUGGAGCCAAUGGUCUGACCUGUAGCCCUCUAGAUCUUCUUUUGUCUCUGACCAUUGGCCACGGUGGCUGGGGCUGAUGAGAAUGGGCCUACAUCUGAAGGCCACAGGCUCCCCAUCUCCCUGCUCGACGUCACUUGAGAGGAGGUGGUCAUAUCAGAGCUCAGCAAAGUCAGGAUGAAUCCUUGCUGGACAUUUCCUGACUCAGGAACACAAAAAAGAUGCUUUAUACUGAGUCAGACCAUUGGUCAGGCAUAGGCAAACUCAGCCCUCCAGCUGUUUUGGGACUACAACUCCCAUCAUCCCUAGCUAACAGGACCAGUGGUCAGGGAUGAUGGGAAUUGUAGUCCCAAAACAUCUGGAGGGCUGAGUUUGCCUAUGCCUGCCAUUGGUCCAUCCAGUUCAGUAAUGACCAUGCCAGUGGACGGGAAAGCUUUGGCCCCUUCAGAGCUUGUUGGACUACAACUCCCAUCAUCCCUGACCAGCGGCCAUGUUGGUUGCAGCUAAUGGGAGAGAGGCCUACAGGUCCCCAUCCUUGGACUACAGGGACUGGUAGUGGCUCUCUGGGGUUUCAGACAGGUCUCUCUGUGUCCAGCCUGGAGAUGCUGGGGAUUGAACCUUGGAUCUCUACCACUCAGCUCUAAAAAUAAAAUAAGAUGCUAGUCCUCAUGCUGAAUUAAACAGGAAAGCAGGAAGAUGCUUUAUCCCAAGGAAGACCACUGGUCCAUCUUGCUUAGUAUUGUCUACACUGACUGGCAGCAGCUCUCCAGGACUUCCGGCAGAGGACAUUCCCUACCUGAAGAUGCUUGUGGUAGAACCUGAGACCUUCUGCAUGGAAAGCACACACUCUGCCCCUGAGCUCUUCCCCUAAAAAUGGAGCAAGUUUCCAGUCCUCAUGGUUCUGUUUAAAGAAUAUCCCUGGAAACUGCCUUCUACAUCCGUCCACCUAGCUCAGUGUUGCCUACACUAACUGACAGGGGCUCAGACCAGCACUUUCUCUCCCAACCCUACCUGCAGAUGCUGGAGAUUGAAUCUGGAACCUUUUGCAUGCAAAGCAGAUGCUGCACCACUGAGCCGUUCCUCCUUGACCUACAGCAGAUUACAGAGCCUCAGCAUCUGCCACGUUGCUGUUCGGCAGCCAGACUUAAUCUGCAGUUAUUUUUCUCAUCAGUGCAUCCGAUCCGUUCCUUUGGAUUGUGUAUGGGGGAGCUCUAUCCAUUAGACUUCGAGUGAUCAUUAAGGGCUGUCUUCUUGGAAAUGCUGCUACAAAACCGGCCAAUCAUUUCCCCCCAUAUCUUUUGCUCUGUCAUGAAAAGACGAGUUAGCAAAUCCCAUUAGGGUGCUGUGUUUUUGUUUGUUUGUUCCUUCCCUUUCUCUUUCCUUAGUGUAUCUCUCCGGGACUGGUAGAAACUGGAUUCGCUUUUAAACUCCACGAUAAUGACCCCGAGAGAGCAGCAGCGACGUACGAGAGCAUUAGGGUAGGUGGCUGAGUGCAUGGAUGCGACAGGCGCGGGAAGCAGAUGAAUUGCACAUGUUCAAAUAAUUUCGGUCUAUGUGAAGAGCCUGUUCUUUUCUGUGCACUGAGAUGCCUCUUAGCACUUCUGGCGGGGGUGGGAGAAGCGAUUUAUUAAUUUACUUACACUCCACCUUUCGUGCAAGGAGCGCAAGGUAGUUCUCCUCCUCCUCCUCCCUGUUAUUUCCUCACAGCAACCCUGCAAAGUAGUUUAGGCUGAGAGCGAGCAACUGGUCCAAGUUCACCCAGUGAGAGCUAGUCUGGCACACUAACCACUACACCACACUGCCUCAAUCUUUAUCUGUUGUUACAAAAAAAAAAGGACCUGUCUGCUGGAUCAGGCCAAACGUCCAUCUUGAUUCCUGCAUUGCAUGGGGUUGGACUAGAUGACCCUUGGCGUCCCUUCCAACUCUACAAUUAUAUGAUUCUGUGAUUCUAGCCCAGCAUCCUGAAGGAUAAAGGCUCUCGGGGGCAAGCAGGCCACCCUGUAAGAAGCAGGAGACACGGGGUAGGAGUCUUUCGAAAGCGAGGACCCCAAACCGUGAAGUGUAUGAGCUCAGCAAGAAGUCUUUGAGGGUGCACGCACUCCGAGGCCUGCUGCAACCAAACUAAUUCUCAUUUCUUCAUUUUCCUCUCUCCUUCCAGUGUCUAAAAGCAGAAGAUAUGGCCAACGCCGUCAUAUAUGUGCUCAGUGCUCCACCUCACGUGCAGGUCAGUCGAAAAACCAGCACAACCCCUUAAAUUCAAGGAGAAGAAGAAAGGAAGGCUCCUUUCCCGUCGACUAGGCCUCUGCAUCUGUUGGUUGUGCUGGAAAGGACAGAGUUGCAGGGGUUAUCUUUCCCUUCAGCUCGAUGUGUUCCUCAGGCUGGCGGCUGGCUCCAUGACAACCAGCCCUUGUCUCCUUUGCCCAGGGGAUGGGGAAGAACCAUAGAAUUGUAGAGUUGCAAGGGAGGGUGAUCUAGUCCAGCCCCUGCAAUGCAGGGAUCCUGCCCACAGUUUGCCAGCGGAUUCUGUGUGUGGGCCUCAGGCAAGUGCAGGAAAACUUUGGCCCUCCACAUGUUGCUGAGCUACAGCAAGAAUGGGAUCAAGGGAGCUGUGGUUCAGAGGGCCAAAGGUUCUUUACAUCUGGUCUAAGGUAGGCAGUGCUCAAAACUGUGUCAAAACACACUCACUCACUCACACACUGAUUGUGGCAACUGAGAUUUCUUUCCUGUGUCAGAACCAGGGGAUCUGUGGCUCUCUGGAUGCCACUGGGCUCCAGUUCCCAUGAACCUGGAUUAAUUGAGUGAAAAAACUUGUAUGCCGCAUAACCAUAAACGCAACCCAAAGCGGUUUACAAAACACUCAUGAAAUAUAUCAACAUGAGAUUACCAAUUCAUGUCAACAUUAAAAACAUCAGCUGGAGCUGAUGGAGAUUGGAAACGAAAAUGUUUGAAAGGCUGCAGCUUCCCGACCCCUGAUCUGUAAAAAGGUCUUCAUCGGUCAACAGAAGACCAUUAGAAAGGGAGCAAAAGAAGGUUCCGGAACGUAGCCGCAGGCCUUGAGAAAGCCCUUUCUUGAGUUCCUGUCAAAUGAGCCUCAGAUAUUAGCACAACAGAGAGAGGGGUUGUGGUAUUCAGAGUCCUCUUGCCUGGUUCAUGGUCCGGCAAGAGGUUAUUUUUGGGUUCAUUGGAAAUUCCUUCCAUCCUCUGGCAGAAUCCAUUUUCCUGGGACUAUGAGACACUUCACAGAAAGCGUGGUGUGGUGCCAUUUCUGGAAGGCGUCUAGAGAGAAUGCAACAUAACCCCCAGAUAGAUGUACCAGUGAACACACACACACUUGGAGCCUCCUUAAAAUUCCUAAAGCGUUUUGUUCUGUUUCAGUUCCACAGCACUUUGGCUGACAUGUGCCAUUGUCUCUUCUAGAUUGGUGACAUUCAGAUGCGGCCUACUGAGCAGGUCUCAUAGCAAAUGGAAGAGGAUUCGCUGCUGGUGCAGCACAGCAGGGGGUACGGAGCACCAUUGAUCUGCUCAGGGUUUUCCUUCUGUGACGUUUUAAGUGCUGCAAUAGGAAGAAUUGAUCCUCCCCCCCCCAUUACUCUCCCGUUUUGAGCCGACGUCAGCUGAGCGGAAACUCAAAAAGGAAAGGCGCAGUUGAUUGCGGAAGUCUUCUCCAUCGUGCUCUACUUCAUGCGGAAGUAACAGAGAAGCCGAUCCCAGAAUCCAACCUCAACUGACUUCAGGGGUGUGGGAGCUUAGGAUGUCCAAGACGGCCUAGCUGGCUUUUGAUGAAUGACUUACCAGCUUCCCUCCAUUGCUGAACUGCUGCCAACGUCACACUUCCCCGUAAAUGCUACGUGGAGCAUUCUUUCCUCAUUUCUCUUUGCUACCACCCCAAACUCUCGAAAUAUCAAGCCUCGGUUUCUGCAUCUCUCUCCAAUCCGUCUCUGAUGAGCACUGCAACAAUUCCCCCUUUGGAACCACAGGUGCUGAGGAUUCGCCUUAAUAUCCAUUUGGCUAGAAAGAUGCUUGAGCCAGGAGUCGCCAUUUUCUGCCGCAGAAUGACUCUGUUUCCCACCACCGCUUUAGCUGUUGCGACUUCCUUUCCAAAACAGAAUCCUGGGAAGUGUAGUUUGGAGAAAGGGGGUAACAGUGCUGUUAGCGACCUCUUAACAAUUCCCCGAUCACAAAACUACGCUUCCCAGGGUUCCUAGGGAAGAUGGGGGAUAGCUAUUAAACCAAAUUGUCUGUGGUGAGGCUAAACCUCCUUCAAGGCCAGCCUUUGCCAACCUGGUGCCCUUCAGCUGCUUUGGACUACAACUCCCAUCAGCCCCAGCAGUCAUUCAAAGGAGCUGGAAAGGCACCCGGUUUGCGAAGGCUGCUCUGGCCACCACAUUUUAUGAACAGUAAAGUAAUACAACAAUUUGUUAAUGAUGUAUUUGGUUCAUGUAAAAUGUUGGGUUGAACCACAGAGCCUAGGGCUUGCCGAUCAGAAGGUCGGCGGUUCGAAUCCCUGCGAUGGGGUGAGCUCCCGUUGCUCGGUCCCUGCUCCUGCCAACCUAGCAGUUCGAAAGCACCCCUAAGUGCAAGUAGAUAAAUAGGUACCGCUCCGGCGGGAAGGUAAACUGCGUUUCUGUGCACUGCUCUGGUUUCGCCAGAAGAGGCUUAGUCAUGCUGGCCACAUGACCCGGAAGCUGUACGCCAGCUCCCUUGACCAGUAAAGCGAGAUGAGUGCCGCAACCUCAGAGUCAUCUGGGACUGGACCUAACGGUCAGGGGUCCCUUUACCUUUACCUAAAAUGUUGGGGUGUGUAUGUGUGGAGCAAAUACAUUUUUAUAGAGAGAAGUGUGUAUGUUUGUGUGUAGUGCAAGGGCACCUCAUUGCAACUACCCACCUUUUUAAAACACAACAACCCUGCCUGGUUGUGCAUUCCAGGAGAGGAAUAGCGUACAACGAGACAGAGGAGACUUCCAGCUGCUUGAUUCAGCCAAUCUCAAAGAACAGUGAUGGAGUUGGGCAGCUGGUAGCUGCCUGAUGGGGCCACCAACUUAGAUGACUUAGGCAAUAUUUGCAGAAGAUGAACCUACACUCAUGGAGCCUCCAGGUGUAGCGGUAGUCUACCUCUUAAUUUCAGUUGCUGUGGGGCAAACAACAGGAGAAGGAGGUUGCCUUCAGACUCUGCUUGGAGUAUCUGGCUGACCAGUGUCGGAAACAGGACGUUCAGCAAGACAGGCUUUUGAUCUGAUUUAGCAGAACUCGUCUUACAUUUUGCCCACCUCUGUCUGAUGCUUUAAUCCCAAAGGCACACAAUAGGGAGUAAACCCUGCUGAGCACAAUAGGACUUCCUUUGGAGUAAAAACGCUGUUAAUGCUCCACAGAACCACUUCUCCCCCUUGAAUUACCAACCAUAUUUAGAACCAUAGAAUUGUAGAGUUAGAAGGGACCACAAGGAUCAUUUCACCCCACCCUUUCUCCAAAACACUCCAAUGUGUUCUGCAGAGGAACUGUUUAUUACGUGGGCUGCCUCACGCUGCCAGUUGCCUUGGUGCAAAUUUUCUGAACAGGGGUUUUCCUAAGCCAGACUCUCGGCUAUAUUUCUGCCGCCUGUUCGAAUCUCCCUUAGGGUGGGCUCAUUUGGAAUCAGCUGGACAGAACAGCUGGGAUUCUAGCACUGCAAUGGCAAAAUUAAAAAAUAAAGGAAGAAUUCUGUGUGUGUGUUUUAAAAAUCCCUCGAGUGAUGACAGUGAUGCAGAAAACGCUCUAACCUAUCAGUAUGUUCUUUAACUGUGAAUUGUAAAAUAAAAACAAAGGGGA